Alligator mississippiensis (American alligator) is the source of this 9500-nucleotide messenger RNA. RefSeq names its product DENN domain containing 1B (gene DENND1B). NCBI's taxonomy places the organism in Eukaryota, Metazoa, Chordata, Crocodylia, Alligatoridae. The transcript has 23 exons. The record is from RefSeq and is a predicted model, not a curated record. The coding region runs from base 257 to 2581 and encodes 774 amino acids. Gene Ontology annotation, cellular component: nuclear speck; cytosol; intracellular membrane-bounded organelle. Gene Ontology annotation, biological process: endocytosis; endocytic recycling. Gene Ontology annotation, molecular function: phosphatidylinositol phosphate binding; guanyl-nucleotide exchange factor activity.
GCCGAGGAGCUCCUGCGGCCGCCGCGCCGCUUCCUGGUUCCCAGGAGGUGCCGGAGCCGCGGCAACAGGAACUGAGCGGCCGGGGCGGGGGGAGGAGGAGGUGCCGCCGCCGUGACGGCCCGAGCCGGCGCCGCGCCGCAGCCGCCAGCCGGCGCCGUGACCCCCCCCAGCUCCCGCCGCCUCCCUCCCCCGCCCGGCGCGGGGCCCCGUCCCCCUCGGCGCGGCGGGAGCGGCCGCCGGGGCCCGCGAUGUGAGCAUGGACAGCAGGAUCAAGGAAAAUCCAGAACGUACCUUUGAUUUAGUAGUAAAGGUAAAAUGCCAGACAUCUGAGAAUGAAGAUCCAGUGGUACUAUGGAAGUUCCCGGAGGACUUUGGAGACCAGGAAGUGCUGAACAGUGUGCCAAAGUUCUGCUUUCCCUUUGACAUUGAAAGGGUGUCCCAAAACCAAGUAGGACAGCACUUUACCUUUGUGCUUACAGACAUUGAAAGUAAACAAAGGUUUGGAUUUUGCCGGUUGACAUCAGGAGGGAAGGCCUGCCUCUGUAUUUUGAGUUACCUGCCAUGGUUUGAGGUAUACUACAAGCUGUUAAAUACUCUCGCAGAUUAUUUGGAUAAAGAACAGGAAAAUGAUUUAAAUGAUUUGUUAAAAUCAUUAUAUAACCACCCUGUGCCAAAUGCAAAUACUCCUGUCAGUUUAAAUGUGAACCAAGAGAUGUUUUUUGCAAGUGAACAAGUUCUGAAAAAACAGCCUUACCUAGUAUCGCAUUUAUACUUCAUUACUCCUGAUGUAACUGGAUUGCCAACUAUCCCUGAAAGUAGAAAUCUUACUGAAUAUUUUGUUGCUGUGGAUGUAAACAACAUGCUGCAACUUUAUGCCAGUAUGCUGCACGAGAGACGGAUCAUUAUUACCUCUAGCAAACUAAGCACUUUAACUGCUUGUGUUCAUGGUUCAGCUGCAUUGAUAUAUCCAAUGUACUGGCAACACAUAUACAUCCCAGUCCUUCCUCCACACCUGCUGGACUACUGUUGUGCACCAAUGCCGUAUCUUAUUGGAGUUCACUUAAGCUUAAUAGAGAAAGUAAAAAAUAGAUCACUGGACGAUGUGGUUUUGUUAAAUGUUGACACAAACACUUUAGAAACCCCAUUUAAUGACCUGAACAACCUGCCUAGUGAAGUGGUCUCGGCCUUGAAAAAUAAACUGAAGAAGCAGUCUACAGCAACGGGUGAUGGAGUAGCUAGGGCCUUUCUUAGGGCGCAGGCAGUGCUGUUUGGAUCCUACAGAGAUGCACUAAGAUACAAACCUGGAGAGCCUAUCACUUUCUGCGAGGACAGUUUUGUGAAGCAUCGUUCCAGUGCUGUUAAGCAGUUCCUGGAAACUGCAGUGAAUCUUCAACUUUUUAAACAGUUUAUUGAUGGCCGACUAUCAAAAUUAAAUGGAGGAAGGGGAUUCUCUGAUGCUUUUGAGGACGAGAUCACUUCAGGAGGCUUUUCUGGAGGAAAUUCAAGAUCCUAUCAGCAGUGGGUGUAUACAGUAAAGAAAGGAGGUGCACUAAUCAACACAGCAAUGACCAAAGCCAGUCCUGCCAUGAAAACAGCGUACAACUUUGCUAAAAAUCAUGCAAAGCAGGGAAUAAGAGAAGUGAGGAGUAAGUUAAAACAUAAGGAAAGUGAUGAAGAACAUGGAACUCGCAGUUCAAGUGCAGCACAGUAUACUCCAGUCUACACAGUACACAAUCAGAAGAGAGGAAGUUUAGAGAAACGAAGACUUGCCCAAACCCGUUUCAACUCGCGCUUUGGUAAUCAUGACUUCACCUUGGAUGAAGAUGAUGAUGAAAUAGACCGAAGAAGCAAGUUGUCAUCUGAAGAUAGCGAGGAAACGUCCACUUGUUUAUAUGAUAGUGAUGAUUCUGAUGAAACGAGAGGAACCUCUCAUCACCCGGGAGAAAUGGACUUGCUCGGAGAGAUUCUGGACACUCUGAGCACACACAGUUCAGAUCGAGGAAAGCUCUCAGGAGCAAAGAGCCUGGAUUUCUUUAGAUCAAUGGAUGAUAUUGAUUACAAGACUACGAACAAAUCCAAUGCACCUAGUGAAAGCAACCUCACGCUGCUCUGUGGCAGUACUAAUGAUCAAGCACGUUGGAACCUUGUUCAGGAUGACAGUGUCCUCCACUGGAAACAACUCCCUCCAUCACCACGGAAGCGAGCUCCUUCCAGUUGCCCUACAGAAUCUCUCUCAAUGCCAGAAGAAGAAAAUAGUGACAAAACCCUAACCCUUAGUGCUGACAGCAUGGCCUUUGCUUUUCUGGAAUAUUCCCAAGUAGAUGACUCUUCCUACAAGAAGACCAAACAGAAUGAAACACUAAGCAAUACCUCAAAGGCUCAACGCCCAGCGAGUGUGGGUCAGCAGCCAUCCAUUAUGGUCCCUUGGGAAAAAGAAGAAAAUGAAGGAAAUGAAACCUCGGAAGAGGGUGGACUACUUCAUGAAGUUGUAUCACUGUGUCAGAUGACUUCUGCUUUUCACCAUAGCUUAAACAUUUCAGAGGAUAAUAUAUCCAGAAAUAGCAGUGGAAAUAAAGCAUAAGAAAACUGCAAGAGGAGAAGCCUGAUUCCUAUCAGAGGCUAAAACGAGGCUGCUCAGGACUCCAUGUAAUACAAGAUAACCAAAAGAUCAAACAGGAAUAACAGCUCUUCCUUAGGAAAAAAAAUCUGUUUAUUACACGCAAUUUCUCCCCUUGAGACAUCUCCUUCUUUGUUUGCCAGGUUUUUUGGGCAGCAUUGAAGUUCAUACAAUGGAAUUAAAAUGUAUUAAUGCACUCUUAAAUCGGGUUCUAGUUAGUCUGUAUGUUGAAAAUACACCUGGUGUAUGUAUGGUGCUUACCAGUGUCUAGUUCCUUUAUGCAGCUGGAAGUGUAUCACCACAGCAGACGUCCAGAUUCUGAAGGUACUAUAUUAAUCCUGUUGGCAUGAUGAAAUGACAAAAAAAAGAAAAGAAAAAACAGUUUAGAUUUGUUUGAAACUCACAAAUGUUGUUUGUAAUGAACUAAUUGCCUUAAUCUUUUAGGUAAAGGUUUAAAUAUAAGGUGAAUUACACAGCAAUAACAGUUUUCCAUAUCAGGUGUUUGCUUGAACAAAGGGGAAAAGGACCUUUUCUAACCUAAAGCAUCUCUUGUGAAUAACUUGGAACUUAUUAUUAAGUUAAACUGUAGGUCAUGUCUUCCAGACUUUGAAAAGGUAGUGCAUAUUCUUCUCUUACAUAAAGUAUGCAAAGUGCUGAAUUAUAAUGUGAAGUCAAUUAACUUCUGUUUACAAUUAAGAUACCAUAUGCAGACAUUUUCCGUUAGGAAUUUUCAGAAAGGAAAGUAUAAGUGGAUUUGAUAGCUUAUAUUACUUUAUGAAUGUCUGUAGUGUAUAUAUAUAUAAAAUCCUGUCUGAAAAUUAAUUUGUGCCAUUUGAAUACGUAUGUUUCACUUUUACAAGCCACUCUUAAAAGGUACUUUGAAUCCCUGUUUGUAGGAGUCUUGUUUCAUACAGAAUUAUAAAGCAGACUGAAUUAAGAUGACAUACAGCUCUAGACAACUAAAAUAAUGAGUUCAGCAAGUUAAGAAUUCACAUACCUGACUCUCAGUUUAGCCAUGGAUGUAAACCAGAGAAUCUUUCUCCAAAUAUAGGGAAGGAAAUUUAACAGACACUGUGCUUACUGAACUUAGACAUAAAUGUUUAUCCUCCUUCACACCAGAGGCUGCUUAUGCAUUUAAAAAAAAGUAGGUCCCUGUCUUUGUAUGGAGUACCUCUCUCCAUUCACCUGUUCUCUUGGUUGUUCCUGUCUGUACCCGGAAUGGCUCAAAAGCAGGGGAGAUGUACAGCGGAGACUGUAAUUGGCAAUUUUGAAGUAUAUCCAUUACUGACCAGAGGAUGUAUUGCUGUGGCUAAAAGGAAUGCUUUCUACUCUUCCUUUAUUGAUAUGAGGAAUUUUUCCAUCUACCCUACCUUUUUUUGGCAAGAAUGGCUUAUAAGUUAUUGUUAUCCUCAACAAAGACCAGAGGAAGCAGGUUACUGGUGUUUGAUGUGCUGCAGUGCCUUGCUGAUAGAUUGCUGCAGUUUUAACAUACCAUACCAGUUGCCCCAACGGUCUAAGGUGCCCCAAUGGUCACAACAGCUUCCAGACUGACUUGACUUGAUACCGGUUGCCACAUUUGAGUUUAUGAAGGAAUUUUCCUUUUCAUUAAAGCAAUUUGAAGAGCUUUUCCUUUGGAUUUCCUUAGCACCUUGAAUGGUAGACAGUCAGUUAUACCAGUUUCCCCACGUCAUGAAUAAUAUUUAGAUUAGGAAGCUCCAAGGAAAACCAAAGCUGCUGAGAGAUGUGACUCAAUAGAUGGUAUCCCUCGACUUUGUUGAUACCGAUCCAACACACAAGUGGAUUAUGUUGUGAUAAAAGGGAGAAAAAUAAAAUCUCUUAACGAUAUUGCAGCACUUAUUAAUGAGACCAAGAUUGUUACUCCUAUAUCACAAGAAGAAUUUUAAAAGAUUAAUUAAAUUUUCACUUGUGUAGCUACAUGUGGCUAACUUUAAUUUAAAGAUUCACCUGAAUACACUAUUAUUUUCCAUUUUUUCCUCCCUUAACUGUUGUGGAAUGUUGUUAUGCAUAAUACAAGCUGAGUAAUGGUUGUUUUUCUGUUGUAGGUAAAGUAAUCACUGAGACAGGCUGAGGAAAAACCAGAAUGAGGGAAUUAUAAAAAAACAAUUAAGAAUAUAUAUGGAUGAGAGGUAUGAUAUACUUACACAAGAGAUUAUUUGUAACAGAUGUACCUAUGUAAGAGAAAAUUCCUUUUUAUCUUAGAGACUGUUGAAGGGGGAAAAAAAACUGUAUUAGAAAUUCUAGCCAUAUUAACUUGUAAAUUUGUUCAAGGCCUCUUCCAAGAAUGCUGCAUGAGAUUUGUGGGUGAUGUAUUCAACAGCGCCCAUCUGUUGGACCAGCUUUUACCGACUUCUGAUGAGUUGGACACCCCUCCCCUCUUACCCCAAGCCUUAACACUUUUUAAAAACCUUACCUGAAAGGAGGAAAAUCAGGAUGCUAUAGCAGGCGUGUAAUGUUCCUUUAAUUAUUAUUAGAAUUAUAGCAAUGAAGAAAGGAUUUGGGAAUCAGACAAAACUGAUGCAUCCUUGGAUCAUUGUUUUGUAAGUAGUAAUGAUUUCAAUACUAAGUGAAACUACAAAUUGGAGAGGCACACCUUUAGGGUGGGUGGUAAAAUUGAACUUUUUGAAAGUAUUUUUGAUUGCUUUCGCCAUAACUGUGUUAUCAUUACCACAUUUAGGACAGGCCCUUUCCAUAUUGCUGAUACAAUUCAUAGAGUGUUUACAAUAAUGUAAGUAUUUUGUCUCCUUCGGUUUUUUGAACCAUAUGUACCUUAGAAGAGUAACUUAGUUUUACAUGUUUGGUGAAGUUAAAUUUAGGUUACAUUUAAGACUGAAUAAUUACAGAAUCUUUUUCACCUCUUAUAAAUGAUCUUUUUAAAAGGCUAAUAUUUGUGCCUUAUUUAAACAUUCAGAAUUGCAAAUAGUUUUUCUUAGGAAAAAAAACCUGUUAAAAUUGCCAAAUGUGUCAUAUAGAGUAUCUUCAGGCACAUUGCUGUGUUCUGCUCUUGUUCCCAUUUAAAUCUGUCCAUGGGGCACAUCUGUAGUAUUUAGAUUAUCCAGUUAAGUCCCAUAGGAAGAGAAGUUGUCCAAGUAAAGGAUAUUAAGUUUUAGUGCUUUCCAUUCUUCUAUGUGGGAAUUCUUUUAGUGUCUUCUAAAAUCAUCAAUAUUAGUCUCCACCCACAGGUGAGAGCCAAACUUGAUUCAGCCAGAAAGCUCCUCAAGACUCCCAUAGAGGAAUCUGGGGUGUUUUUUAAGUCAAAUCAGGAUCUUGGGAGCUUCUCAUUUGUCCCUAUCUGGGAAGUCUCAGGUUCUUUAUGCAAGAGAGACAUUUUUUAAUUAGACUGUCACAUUGGGACUUGAAUUCAAGGUCUUCCAGGUCCUCUUUCUCAAUUGGCUCCCUAAAGUGAGUUAUAUCUGCUAUUUGAUUUGGGAACCAACAAAAAAACCAAACAAACAUGAUGGCACUGGAAAAGUAGAGACAUUCUGCAGGGUUCCCAUCUCUAAAUUUCCCCAUAUUGUUCCUUUGGAGUAAUGAAGCUAGGCCCCUGAGCCUAUGGGAUGAUGAGAGGUUACUUUGUUCCUGGCGGAUCUAAGAAUUAACUAGAGCCUGAGGGCCUGUUUUUCAUUCCAGUGGGACAUAAUGGAACCAGCAAGCCAGGCCUACCUGUACUGGCUUCUGUCCUCAUAAACCUCUGCAGAAGUAGGUUUCUAGCACAGACCUUUCUGGCGAAAGAAAUAGUCUUUUCAUCAGAUUUCAUACAGGGUUGGUGAGAGAAUUAUAUGCUGACCCUGCUGUCUCAGUCACAGCCUUUCCAUUUCUUCAUUUGUAAAUCCGCAAUACUGUGAAAAUCCUUUGCAGAUAUUCAGGGAUGGACAGUACCAUGGAUGCAGAGCCAAUCCCUGCCCUUUCCUCUUUGCAUGCAGAGGGCAUCUAUACAAGGGGCAGUGGUUUGGUCAGAUUCCCUAGGUGUGUUGGAUUAGCAAAAAUAUCCUUGUUCUGAAGGAAGAAAUGUAGUUUUAGAAGUUGUGAAAUAACUUUCUUGACUGAAACUGUCACAGUCACUUAGAAUUUCAGAGUGAUGUUGCUGCUUUUUGAUAGCUAAGGUGUGGGAUUUUCAAAAACUCAGUAUUGUCUAGUGUCCACUCUUGGAUGUUUUAAUGUGGACUUUGGUAGAAGCAAAGUUAAUCCAACACUGAGCACUUCUUAAAUCUCAUUUACAUUUUUAAUUUUUUUAAGAUAUCAAAAUUCUGGUUUAUGUUUUUCAAGGAAUUAACUCUUCCUAAGCCUGUGUUCUAGUUAAUUAUGUAUUUCUAAAAAAAAAAUGGCUUCUAAUUUUUCAUCCACAAUUAAUCAUGGAUUGUGUUCUGUAGAACAAUCAAACAUGAUGCAACCAGAUUAUCUUCUGUACCUGUAAUCAAUUGAAGGUAUAAAACAUCAUGAAAUAAACUAGCAGCAAGAUCGGGGCCCUUCAGAAAAUGUGACCAGAAGUGUAAUACCUUAGUACACCACAGUGGCUCACCCACGAGUGCCUUGCUAACCAGCAUCCCUGGCUGUAUAGCUGUGAAGGAAUAAUCUCUGCUCAAAAGGGAGGUAGCAGCUCCUCUCUUGGUAGCAAAUACUUAAUGAUACUUUGGCCCCUGAUAUGUCCACCUAAGUCACCUUCUUUCCCAAGAAUUUAAGUUACAGACUAAACAAAACUGGUUUAAAUGAGAAUGGUACCUAGUAGAAGUUGCUCCUUUUCUGCUUAACCUCCACUGCUUAACCUCCUUUUCUGCUUAACCUCCACUGUGGAGCCCAUAGUGGUGAGCCGACCAGUGCCCUUCUGAGAAAUACUGAUCAGGGUGAACUUCAAAGUUGGAAUUACAUCAGCAUGGGUGUAAGGUGGCACCUGAACUAUCUUCGUACACCUUCCCAGACAUUAGGUGCAAGACCCCUUCAUUUUUUUAUCCCCACCACGCAUGAAUAUCUGAUAACAUGGUUCAGACCAAUAGACUGAUUAAGAUUGUCCCUAUCCUAACCUUAGUGUCACUGAGACUAGUGUAGGCAGAAUGUAGGGCAGGUAGCACUUUGCAGACUGACUGGUUCAGAGAGGCAUGAGCUCUUGUAGGCAACAGACCACUUCAUCAGCAUUAUCAAUGAACUUAGUCUAGACUUUGCAGCCCGCCAGAUGUGAGGAUGAGAAGCCAGUUUAAAAUUUGAAGCAGAGGAAAUAUGGUGAAGAUCUCAUAUACAGAAUUUCCCCAAAAUUUCUUUGCUACUUCCUUCUUCACAACAUUUUUAAUGGCCGGUAAAAGGGUCUCUACAGGAGGCUGCUAACCUUUUUUCUAAAAAGUUAACUGCCUGCAGAUGCAAGAACUAUGUCAGGAGGAUAUUCUGCUGGAUUAGAAUAUGUUGUAGAAAUACAGGAGUUGGGAUUAAGAAGUGCAGAGUGUAAAAAGGGUUAUUAAUCAAACCAUAAACUGGUUUAUAUGUUACUUAGGUCAGUUCUAACAGUGUUCCUAUUCAGAGUCCAGUAACAGUAUUAACAUUUGAAAAACAAAGUUGGAAUUCAAAUAAAUGGACAUUUUGAUUCUGCUUGUUUGUAAAUUGAAUUUCUGUUUUGGUUAAAUAAGGGAGCUACUAGGAUGUGGAGGGAAACCUGUUACUUUCAAAAAAUGCAUUGGAUUUUGUGCAAUAUUUUUCUUUGUUUUAGAAUAAUUUAGUUGUGACAAAUAUGCACAUCUGCUUUUCACGCAGAUCCUUUAGAUCAUAUUUUUCAGAAAUGUGUAAAAUUACAUGUAGUAUUUAAUGUGGUUGUAUGAUAAAAACCAUAAACCAUGCUUUGUCACAAGGAAAAUGUAUAUAUGCAAUGACUGAAAAUGAUUAUGGAUGUCACAUUAUUGCGCUAUAAUAAACAUAUCACCUCAGCAAAUAUUACACAUUUAAUCACAAUUCAUAAUAAUGACUAUAUUUCACUCAGUACUUUAUACAUUCAUAACACAACUUCUUUUUAUUCAGUAUCAACUUCUGAACAUCUCAAUACAAUCAAUGCUAGAUAAUUAUAUGGUAGCAUACAUACAUAUAUAAUCAAAAUCGAAUUUAUGACAUCCAUAAUUGUGAUAAACCGUUGCUCAAAAUCAAGGUUGUCAGUACCUUUUUGGUUUGUGUAAAUUAAAUUAAUUUCUAUCUUUAUGUAUUGAUGUAAAUUUUGUUUUAACUUUCAAGUUUCUAUUGAGAGCUACUUUAAAUUAAUAUACUUGAAUAAGACAGUAAAGCACUGUGGAACAUCCGGAUUUGAUGCAACACACAAGCAUAUACUGAGCUAAUUCACUGUUUUGUGCAUGAAAGGAUGUGCUCUUUUUCAUUUUAAAUCUUUGUCUUAAAAAGAAAGGAAAAAAGCCUAAACAUUGAACAAAUGAUGUAUCCUAACAUGUUUCUAAACCUUUUCAGAGCCUUUCAGCUGGUUUUGGAAAAAAAUCUUUAUAAAGUCCUUUGUUAUGGGUCAACAGGGACAUCUUUAAUAUGUAUAGGAAAGUUAUGGAGUGCAAGAUGUUUUGAGCCUUUACUGUUCCUUUUAAUAAUCAUGGAGGUAUUUGAAUAAAUUAACAUCAUGUUUAACAUAUUUAUAAAUAUUAGUCACUGACUCGUAAUAAAAUUCCUACCGAACGUGGGACUUUACUCUGUAUUUUAGACUACAGUGUAUGAAGUCAUGUCCAGAAUGACAGGACCAGAGUUUAGACUACUAUCACUAAUACACUGUAUAUAUCAGAAAAUGAACUGGUUUUUUUCCCCCAAUUUAUAAUAUCAGUGCAAAGGUUUUGGUAAGCUUCAUAUUACCAUAAAGUGCCCCUCACUGUAUUAUAAAAUAAAAUUUACCAACAUGAAA